UAUAGUUCAGAACAUAUCUAUGGUGGACUACACAUGCUUGUAGGAUCAGUAGAAGUUGAGUUGUGAACUAACUUACUGAUAUUAGACUGCAGUCACCCAAAAACACAGAAUGAAGGAAACACCGCUGUCUAACUGUGAGCGGGAUUUCCUGCUCAAAGCGAUCGAAGAUAAAAAGCGUUUGGAUGGACGACAGACCUACGACUACAGAAAGAUGAAGAUCACAUUUGGGACUGACUAUGGAUGCUGCUUUGUGGAUCUGGGAAAAACCAGGGUCAUGGCCCAGGUGUCAUGUGAGCUGGUGACUCCUAAAGAAAGCCGACCAAACGAGGGAAUCAUGUUCUUCAACAUCGAGCUGUCGCCCAUGGCCUCGCCAGCAUUUGAACAAGGCAGACAGUCUGAGUUGUCAGUGAAGUUAAACAGACAGCUGGAGAGAUGCUUAAGGAACUCCAAGUGCAUUGAUACUGAGUCCCUUUGUGUGGUGUCUGGAGUAAAGGUGUGGCAGAUCAGAGUGGACGUUCACAUGCUGAAUCACGAUGGGAACCUGAUGGAUGCUGCCAGCAUUGCUGCAAUCACCGCUUUGUGCCACUUCAGACGUCCCGAUGUCGGCAUCCAGGGAGAGGAAGUCACAGUGUACAGUCCAGAGGAGAGAGACCCUAUUCCUCUGAGUAUCUACCACAUGCCCAUCAGUGUCAGCUUCUCCUUCUUUCAACAAGGAACCUAUCUGCUGGUCGACCCCUGUGAACGGGAGGAGCGGGUGAUGGACGGCUUGCUGAUGAUCGCCAUGAACAAACACAGAGAGAUCUGCUCCAUCCAGUCGAGCGGGGGCAUCAUGUUGCUUAAAGAGCAGGUUAUGAGAUGCAGUAAAAUAGCCAGCGUUAAAGUUUCUGAAAUCACAGAGCUCAUCAGCAAAGCCCUGGAGAACGACAAGAAAGCAAGGAAGGAGGGUGGUAGGUGUGGUUUUGCAGAGUCUUUGCCACAGGAGCGAAUCACAGCACUGAAAAUGGAUGAGACCUCAGUGGAGAUGACGGAUGUGACAGAAAGAGCCACAGACAUCGUACAGAAAGCCGAGGCGCCAACUCAGACGGUGCCUUCCCCCGUGGUGCCCGUCCCAGGUGUGGGUCAGGUAGGUCAGGGGCUGCAGAACACCUGGGGACUGGAGGAGGAGGAGGAGGAGGAGGAUGAUGAGGAUGAGGAAUCAGAAGACAUGGACAGUGGUGAAGAACAGGAGGAAAAGGUUACAACGAUGGAAGAGGAACAGAAGAGCAGAGAAGGAGAUGUGGUUGAGAUAUCUGACAGUGAGGAGGAGGAGGUGGUCAUACUUCAUCCAGAGAAACCAGACAAAGCUCCUAAAAAUACAGGUACCCGUUCCCACCAGAAGGGGGCAGCAGCAUCAAAACAAAGACAGAAAAAAUGAAAGAUGGAUCCACUUGAGCUGACUGCAGCCAGAGAUCUGCACAUCCACAGCAGUGCAUGACACUGCAGCCCCUCCUCAUAACAGAGACGCCUGUCCUGGCUAAAAUGAUUCCUACCUGCCAUCGCUGAGAAUUUGGACCAAAUACAGAACAGAAUAUUUUCCAAGUGUUGGAUUUUUACAAAAGGAUUUUGGUAGGUAGGAUUAAAUAAAGCAUCUUCAACCACCCUUGGAGGUUAAGCAGACUUUUACAUUUCAGUUAUGCUUGCAAAGUGGUUUAUUUUGUGAGGAAACGGGAUGAUGGUGUAUAUCAAAAUAAAAUGACAAAUAUAUAAACCAUUUCACUCUC
Molecule: messenger RNA, 1760 nt
Organism: Anoplopoma fimbria (sablefish)
Lineage: Eukaryota; Metazoa; Chordata; Actinopteri; Perciformes; Anoplopomatidae
Gene: exosc9
Product: exosome component 9
Exons: 12
Coding region: 110-1414 (434 amino acids)
Biological process (GO): exonucleolytic trimming to generate mature 3'-end of 5.8S rRNA from tricistronic rRNA transcript (SSU-rRNA, 5.8S rRNA, LSU-rRNA); nuclear polyadenylation-dependent rRNA catabolic process; U4 snRNA 3'-end processing
Cellular component (GO): nuclear exosome (RNase complex); cytoplasmic exosome (RNase complex)
Source: RefSeq, a predicted model, not a curated record